Molecule: messenger RNA, 1062 nt
Organism: Ostreococcus lucimarinus CCE9901
Lineage: Eukaryota; Viridiplantae; Chlorophyta; Mamiellophyceae; Mamiellales; Bathycoccaceae
Exons: 2
Source: RefSeq, a predicted model, not a curated record
AUGACGCAAGUACCCGUCAUAUCAAGUGCAUCAAGCGAACCAUCCAGUCCGGUGCCGGGCGAGACGCCGAACGCGUACCCGACACAGAGCCCCGUGCCGGGCGAGACGCCGAACGCGUAUCCGACACAGAGCCCCGUGCCGGGUGAGGCGCCGAACGCGUACCCGACGUCAAGUCCGAACGCGUAUCCGACACAGAGCCCCGUGCCGGGCGAGGCGCCGAACGCAUAUCCGACACAGAGCCCCGUGCCGGGCGAGGCGCCGAACGCGUACCCGACGCCCAGUCCGAACGCGUAUCCGACACAGAGCCCCGUGCCGGGCGAGGCGCCGAACGCGUAUCCGACACAGAGCCCCGUGCCGGGCGAGGCGCCGAACGCGUACCCGACGCCCAGUCCGAACGCGUAUCCGACACAGAGCCCCGUGCCGGGCGAGGCGCCGAACGCAUAUCCGACACAGAGCCCCGUGCCGGGCGAGACGCCGAACGCGUACCCGACGUCAAGUCCGAACGCGUAUCCGACACAGAGCCCCGUGCCGGGCGAGGCGCCGAACGCAUAUCCGACACAGAGCCCCGUGCCGGGCGAGGCGCCGAACGCGUACCCGACGCCCAGUCCGAACGCGUAUCCGACACAGAGCCCCGUGCCGGGCGAGGCGCCGAACGCAUAUCCGACACAGAGCCCCGUGCCGGGCGAGACGCCGAACGCGUACCCGACGUCAAGUCCGAACGCGUAUCCGACACAGAGCCCCGUGCCGGGCGAGGCGCCGAACGCGUACCCGACGCCCAGUCCGAACGCGUAUCCGACACAGAGCCCCGUGCCGGGCGAGGCGCCGAACGCGUAUCCGACACAGAGCCCCGUGCCGGGCGAGGCGCCGAACGCGUACCCGACGCCCAGUCCGAACGCGUAUCCGACACAGAGCCCCGCGCCGAACGCGUACCCGACGCCCAGUCCGAACGCGUAUCCGACACAGAGCCCCGUGCCGGGCGAGGCGCCGAAUGCGUACCCGACGCCCAGUCCGAACGCGUACCCGACGCCCAGUCCGAGUGCGUACCCGACGCCCAGUCCAGAA